AUUUGAUUAAUAUCUUAUGCAUCAAGAGGGGAUAAGUAUCAAUCAAGUAUGUUAUAUGUAUAUAAAUAACUUAUAAUCAUCAACAACUGGCUCUAGAGCAAGCUAGCUAGCUAAAAUAAUACUCGAAACCAUAUAUGGAGAUGGAAAUGAUAUCUCCAAGAAAGCUAAGGGAUGAUCUCUAUUACUGGUACCCCUAUAAACAGACGGCCACCGCAUCUGCCACCGCUGCCACGCCGUUAGUCAUCUCGGUGCUUGCUUCCGUGAUAGAGCGGAGAGUGGCGAGGAACGAGAGAAUCGCCAAGAGGUACAGAGGAGAAGGAGGACGAGGAGGAGGAAUAACGGUAAUGUCGGCGUCUAGGGUUUUUGAGUGCCAUGAAACCCCAAACAUGAGUGUUCAGUCGUAUCUGGAGAGGGUUUUUCGAUACACCGGCACCGGUCCGUCGGUGUUUGUGGUGGCCUAUGUUUACAUCGACAGGCUGUGCCUGCUCCAUCCCCACUUCCAGAUUUCUCCCACCAACGUUCAUCGCCUCCUCAUCACCACUAUCUUGCUCGCUUCUAAGUAUGUUGAAGAUAGCUUAAAUGUUUAAAUUUAUGCGCAGGAAUUACAAAAAUUCAUACUUUGCGAGAGUUGGUGGGCUGACAAGAAUGGAAAUAAACAGGUUGGAAGUUGAGUUAUUGUUUAUGAUGGGAUUCAAGUUGCAUGUGAAUGUGAGUGUGUUCCAGAGUUACUGCUGUCAUCUGGAAAGAGAAGUGAGUCAUGGUGGAGGUUACCAAAUUGAGAGGACUCUCAGGUGUGCUCAGCAUAUCAAACUAGCUAAACAAACACAAGAUGAUCAUACACAUUUUGUUACUGCCCUCCUGCUUUAGUGUAAAUAAUGUUUUUGAGUUGGACAAUUCAAUGAUAUGUGUAUUAUCCUUUUUUUCAUUUAACAGUUAUCAUCAUGUUCCUCAUUAAAUGGACCUUCCCCGGAAAGAGUAAAAAAAAUAUUCGACCAUAUUUUAAUUAUUAAUAUAUACUUAAAAAUUAUAUUAAACGCAAUUAUAUAUGA
This is a messenger RNA of Cuscuta epithymum, 1049 nucleotides long. NCBI's taxonomy places the organism in Eukaryota, Viridiplantae, Streptophyta, Magnoliopsida, Solanales, Convolvulaceae. The record is from the annotation of a GenBank genome assembly.